CUCAUUUGCACAUUAUUAUUUAUCCAAACUUCUGGGAAGCUUUACUACGGACUGCACGGCACUGGUUAUGGAUUAGGACAGAUUUAAUCUUCACUCUUGAUUGGCUGAAAGCAGUGAGGGAAGCCACGGUGUUUGCCUUUGUGCAGCGCUGAGGGAUAUAUUUAGUAGGUAGCCGACCCUGUCAGCGCGACACGUAACGCAGCGUGGCUGUGCAGUUGGUAGCUGACACGGGAGGAUGCUGCAGGACCCCAGAUCGCCUGCUGAAGGAGAGAGGGAGGCUCUCCUCGCUGGCUAGCAGAUCAUUCUGCUGUGUAUCAGUGUCAGAGGCUGUAUUCUCUGUGUCUUUGGGACAAAAGAAGAGUUUCACUGUUAUGAGCUCAGUGAUAAAGCGUCAGUGUCAUGUAACUGCAAGGUACAGGGACGGAUGCUGCCCCAGGAGAGCCUGGCUGAGAAAGAAAGCCCCCGUCUCCAUCCUAGGAUUUAGUGUUAAAUGUGCAGCCUCUCAGCUACCCUGCCCUUCUCUGUGUCCUGGUAUCUCAGGAUGGGGUAGAGGACACAUGCCUGAAUGCCCUAGACCUCUCAGCAACUUGUAUUUUGGCCAAGAGUCAUUUUGCCUCAUGUUGGGUCACAAGACUAAAGUAAAGGCGUUCAUCUCCUGAAACAUUAAAAGACUUAGUGAAGCUGCAGAGCAGAAAACAACGUGCAGGACUUUUCCUCCACUGCCACCAGCGUGUCUGACCUUUCUGACUGCUCAGAGGCAUCUUUUUGGUCAGCGUUGUGAUUUAUGCUGGUUUUAUCCCGGCUACACAGGAGAUUCCUUGAUGGAUUACAGUCUCGGCAAACUCUAACUCCAGGAGAAGAAUGACAGUGAAGAGACUUGAACCAGACUUUACAGCAUCCUGGAAAGGAACGGGCUCGGGCUGUCAGUAUUUGGAGGUUUUUUGAUGCUCUACCUCCCUCUGCUGUUACCAGCAAGAAGUUCCUCGACAAUGGGAAAUCAAGUACUCGCGGCUUCGAUUUCCAUGCUCUCCCUCCUGGCCAUGAUGGGAGACUCGGACAGCAAAACAGACAGCUCCUUCGUGAUUGACUCCGACCCCAGCCGCUGUAUGAGGCAUCACUACGUCGACUCCAUCAGCCACCCCCUCUACAAGUGUAGCUCGAAGAUGGUGCUGCUGGCUCGCUGCGAAGGGCGCUGCAGCCAGACGUCACGCUCGGAGCCAAUGGUUUCUUUCAGCACUGUCCUGAAGCAGCCUUUCCGCUCCACCUGCCACUGCUGCAGGCCUCAGACCUCCAAGCUGAAAGCCAUGAGGCUGCGAUGCUCGGGGGGCAUGCGGCUCACGGCCACCUACCGCUACAUCCUCUCCUGCCACUGUGAGGAGUGCAACUCCUAGGGGUGUACCUGCCGCAGCAGAGAGAGGAUUGGGAUGCUGCUGCUGAGGAUGGCUCCCAAGAAGUAGUCCAAGGUGAGGCCGACACUCCCAGCAUACGUUUGCAGCAAGGACAGGACUAACUAGGCUGGAUUGGAUACGAGAGCUAAAGUGUCCUGGGGUCCUGGAUGGUGCUGGUAGCAAAGUAUGGGCUGUGACAAAGGCAAAAGCACAAGGACUUGUUUUUAAGAAGCCUUUCUUUCUUGCUGAAAGGAUAUUUUUGUGAGUUUCUUCUUUUUCAGGCUCAACAAUGACCUCAGAGAGGUGCUUUUACUUUAGGCCAAGGGCAGGAGGGAAAAAGAAAGGAAGGACAGCGGGAUGACAGCACUGCGCCCUGGAAGGUGGCAUUCAGACAGAGGAUGGGCAUCAGUUCCAACACAUAACCUCUUAACCUGCGAAUUUAUUCUCAGCCUUUUAGUAAUAUUGGCCUUCAAAACAAACUGUGGUGUUGGCAAGGGUUACCUAGCAGCCAAGCACUGGACAACUUUAACUGUGGUUUGGCAGAAAUCACAAAUAAAUCAUUG
Molecule: messenger RNA, 1951 nt
Organism: Pogoniulus pusillus (Red-fronted tinkerbird)
Lineage: Eukaryota; Metazoa; Chordata; Aves; Piciformes; Lybiidae
Gene: NDP
Product: norrin cystine knot growth factor NDP
Exons: 6
Coding region: 945-1391 (148 amino acids)
Biological process (GO): positive regulation of DNA-templated transcription; Norrin signaling pathway; Wnt signaling pathway
Molecular function (GO): cytokine activity; frizzled binding
Source: RefSeq, a predicted model, not a curated record